AAAUUGACAUCCUUCAUUAUGGCCAUCGAUCGCCCUCUUCUGUAAUUCAGAAGUUCGUGAGCAAUCAGGCAGUAUUAUUGACAGCCUACGCAGAGGUCCUUCGCCACACGUUUCAAGAUGGCUGCGUCCAUCGUAAAUUUUUUGAAACCUUGGACACCCAGCGUUUUGGUGGCGAGAUGGACGAGGUACAACCCUUACUACCUGGAGCCAGAACCUCGAAAGGAAGUGUACAGCAUACCUGAAACGGAACUGUCCGAGGAGGAAAUAAAGGAGCGCGAGCUGAAAGCGGUCAGGCCGAUAAAAGCCGCUCCGCCCGGGCUUACCAGCUCCGUUUUCAGCGACCCGAUAAUAAGUAAAUUUGUCAAUAUGAUCAUGCAAGAUGGCAGAAAGGUUCUGGCCAGGAGUAUCAUAACACAGACUCUGGAGGGCAUAAAGAGGAUCCAGGUGGAGAAGUACCACAAAGCCCCCGACGCCCAGAAGCCUGAGAUCGAGUGCAAUCCUCACGCCAUUUUCCACCAGGCCCUGGAGAACUGCAAGCCGGUGGUGGGCCUGAUGACCGUGCAGAGAGGCGGAAAGAACUACCAGGUGCCCACCCCUCUCACGGACAACCGGCGGCGUUUCCUGGCGAUGAAGUGGCUGGUCACGGAGUGCCGGGACGGCAAGCACCGGCGCACGCUCAUGCACGAGAAGCUGAGCCAGGAGCUGCUGGACGCCUUCGCCAACAAGGGCAAGGUGGUGAAGAAGAAGCACGACCUGCACAAGAUGGCGGAGGCCAACCGAGCGUUCGCACACUACCGCUGGUGGUAAAAAAACAAAAACAAA
Messenger RNA from Anguilla rostrata (American eel), 822 nucleotides. It is a transcript of the gene mrps7, whose product is annotated as mitochondrial ribosomal protein S7. The transcript has 5 exons. Gene Ontology annotation, cellular component: ribosome; mitochondrial small ribosomal subunit. NCBI's taxonomy places the organism in Eukaryota, Metazoa, Chordata, Actinopteri, Anguilliformes, Anguillidae. Gene Ontology annotation, molecular function: mRNA binding; structural constituent of ribosome; rRNA binding. The record is from RefSeq and is a predicted model, not a curated record. The coding region runs from base 118 to 807 and encodes 229 amino acids. Gene Ontology annotation, biological process: translation; ribosomal small subunit assembly.